Molecule: messenger RNA, 4610 nt
Organism: Rhododendron vialii
Lineage: Eukaryota; Viridiplantae; Streptophyta; Magnoliopsida; Ericales; Ericaceae
Product: nuclear intron maturase 1, mitochondrial
Exons: 3
Coding region: 55-2058 (667 amino acids)
Biological process (GO): mRNA processing
Source: RefSeq, a predicted model, not a curated record
ACGAAAACAAUCAGUUCAUACUAUCACCAAGACUGGAAUUGCUAACAAGAAGACAUGACACUGAGAAAUUCCAUCAAACACCUGAGACGCAUCACCUCCUCCCCCACCCAACCCCCUCCCCACCGCCGCCGCCAUAACAGCAACCAAGAACCGCCGCCGCCACACCACCACCCAGACCCACACUCCCUCCUAAACCAAGACCCAAUCCAACUCCUCUCCUCCCUCUGGAUCAAAUGCCAAACCCACCCCACCAAACCCUUCCCCAACCUCACCGGCUUCCUCUCCAACCUCGACCUCUGGGUCCUCUCCUACCAGCGCGCCUCGGCCCACCUCACCGCCUCCUUCCCUCCCAAAUCCUCCCUCCCCUCCCACACCCUCCUCUCCCUCCUCUCCCUCCAAAACGCAGUCGUCAAAGGCCGCUUCCAGUGGAACUCCCCAACCCAGCUCCACAUCCUUAGCCCUAAUCCCGCCAAACUGCUAUCUCCUUCUUUUUUCCAAGACCGUGUUGUUCAGGAAGUGCUCUUAAUGAUCCUCGAACCGGUUUUCGAGCCCCGGUUCUCGCCGAGGUCGCACGGGUUCCGGCCCGGGCGGAACCCGCACACGGCUAUUCGGACCAUCCGGAGUGGUUUCGCGGGGUACCUGUGGUUCUUGAAAGGGGAUGUGAGUGGGAUGUUUGAACAUGUUGAUGUGAAUGUGGUGAUGGGUUGUGUUGGUAAGGCUGUCAAGGAUAAGAAAGUUUUGGGUCUGAUUAAAGGGGCAUUUAGGGCACCGAUGAACGACAAUGGAGGAGCUAGGUGCAGUAGUGGAGGUAAAGAAGAGUUUGGAAAGAAGAGGAAGAAGAAGAAAACUGGUUCAAGUAAGAAAAAGAUUCUAAAUGCAGAUGAGCCGAAGCUGGACCCGUAUUGGUUGAGAAUUUUUGAUAGUUUUGCGCCCGAGGAGGCUUUCAAGGUACCCAAUUAUGGGUGUUGUGGAAUUCUUAGUCCUUUGUUGGCUAAUGUAUGCCUUAAUGAAUUGGAUCAUAUGAUGGAAGAGAAACUUGUUGAGUUUUUUAGGCCGUCCAAGCUUGAUUCGAUAUGGAAAAGUUCAUUGGAUGAUGGUAGUCAUAACCCUGCUUGGCCAGAGUUUGUUCCAUCAAGUGGGGAGGAUAGAACGAGGAAAAUGGAUUACCUUCGUUAUGGUGGUCAUUUCUUAGUUGGGAUUCGAGGACCUAGAGAAGAGGCGUUGAGAAUUCGGAAGGAAAUAAUUGACUUUUGUGAGAGCAAAUAUGGGUUAAGUUUGGAUAAUUCAAAGGUGGAGAUAGAACACAUCAGCAGAGGAAUCCAGUUCCUGGACCAUAUAAUUUGUCUCCGGGUGAUACACCCAACUCUUCGAUACACUGCCACUGGUGGUGAAAUUGUGAGCAAGAAAGGUGUUGGUACUUUGCUUUCAGUUACAGCUAGCUUACAACGAUGUAUUCGUCAAUUCAGGCAGCUUGAGCUCAUUAAGGGUGAUAAGGAUCCAGAGCCACUGCCUUGUACGCCAAUGCUCUAUUCAGGUCAAGCUCAUACUAAUGAACAGAUGAACAAGUUUCUUGAGACCAUGGCAGAUUGGUACAGAUAUGCAGAUAACCGCAAAAAAGUUGUUGCUUUUUUUGCAUAUGUGAUACGUGGUUCUCUUGCUAAACUGUAUGCUGCAAGGUAUAGAUUGAAAUCUCGUGCCAAGGUAUACAAGAUAGCUUCGCGUGAUCUCAGUAAUCCACUGAGGGUGAGUAAUAAGAGUUCUGUACCUGAGUACUCUGAUCUUCUGAGUAUGGGACUUGUUGAUAAGAUAGAAGGUGUGCAGUUCUCUCGCAUGUCUUUGAUUCCUUCUUGUGAUUACACUCCGCUCCCAAGGAACUGGGUCCCGAAUCAUGAGAGGGUUUUGCAUGAGUACAUCAGAUUGCAAGACCCAAAAUUCUUCUGUGCAUUACACAGGUCAAUCAAACAAGAGGCUCUGAGUGUGCCUCAAGAUGAGAUAUCGGAGAUUUUGUGGGACUGUAAAACACUUGGUGUUCAUAGACUGUUAUCUAAUCCUAAAUGAAAUGAAAAACGAUUAAAAGAAUGUAUUGGUAGUUUGGUACCUACAGAUCUGAGUAAUAGAACCAGAGAAUCUAUUUAAGACCUCAAGGAACUUAAUUGCUGGCGCUUUUUGGUAGCACGUUUCCUCAAAAAGAUUGUGGGCAUUGUGUAUCUGCGUAAUGGUCAGAUGCGCACUAAGCGCAGUAUUUUUCGGACCCUAAUAGCCGCUGUACCUGCGAGGAAGUUUGCGAAAUAGCAUAGGACAGUGCAUAGCAAGGGGCUCGUAAAGCAAGCUUUCGGUUUCUCAUAUUUGGUUAACUGCCAUCAGGUUUUUCUGAACUCUCCCUUUAUUUGCUAACAAAAUUAAUGGAAUUCUUUCAUGAUUUUGUUUUUAUGUAACUUAUGGUAAAAACGAUUAGGGUAAAUCACAAAGAUGUAUGUUAAUUGCAAUCCUACACUGAUCUUCCUGAGCUUCAUCAAUAAUACCAUUUUUCCACCUCAGUUUUGGAGCUACAUGGUUAGAAUUUUCCUGGAGACUUGAGUAAAGUGGAGAAUUGAAGGCAAAGUUACCUAAAUGUCAGAAGUGUUUUAUGUCUGAAGCAUGUAGGGAUAUUCAUAUUGUGGAUAUUUCAGUAACAUGUUUUUAAAACUAAGAGGACUUAUGGACCCUUCUCACCCUUUCACCUCCAUUCUCAGGACAAUAGUAUGAAGCCAGAAUGAGUGAGAGAACCACCAGAAGUUUCUUGGAGGGAGAGGGAGGGACAGUUGAGAGGAGGGAGAGAGUACAUUUUCUCUCCGAAACAAGUGUAGGACGAUGAUACGGCUUCUCCUUUUUGCUUACAGGACCUUAGACAAAAGCAUUGGUAUGUUAGAGAUAGAAGACAACAAUCUUCAUAUCUGAAAUGAUGGGGUGAAGAAAGAAGUAUUCAGAUAAAACCUGACCUGAGAUGAAGUCCCAAUCAAUAUUAACCCUUUCUGGGCUCAAGCAUCUGAAAUGGUUGCGAAUAAUGAUCAAGGUAAGUCUUCUCACUGUCGUACCUUUUUGAUGGAAAAAAAGUCUUGGCUGUGAGCCGCUUAUAUAAGUGGUGACAUUUCAAACUGGGUUUUGGAUAUCAUUCGUCUCAUUCGAGAUGAUUGCUUUAUAAUGAAAUGAUUUUGCUAAAUUUUUCAUAUUUUUUCAGUAAACUGCACAAGAACCCCGUCCCUUUAAUUUGCGACCGUGAAAAGGAAAACCUAGGCGACUUGAGCAUCAUACUUUGGAUUCUCUUGUUCUCUCAUUCAGCUUGUCAUGGUACACGAUUUAAUCCAUGUUGUUGAAACCAUUUUUCAGGUAAAAAGGAAAGGAUCAGUAGCUUGAGGAUCGUUUUAGUGUAGGAGAUUUUGUGUUAGACCUAAAAUGCCACACAUGUUUUCUGUUUUAUUGCAAGGCCUUAGAGAAAAUGAAUUAUUGUGUUAAACAGUGGAAUAUUGCAAGGCUUGAAAGUUAUAAAGUUCUUACUAUCAGAACAUGUACUUGUACAUUUUUCAACAAUCAACCCAAAACUUAAUGGGAAGCUCCUUUAUUCUUGGUUGUUUCAUGAAAUAUAUUUAGUUGAUUGGCCUUCGUGAGGUAAAGUCCUUAAAAUUCGUUGAGGGGUUCAGAUGCAAGAAAACCGCUUGAGCCGGUUUGUUUACUACGUUUGUUGAGUGGACCUUGGCGGCUUUACGCUCAGGUAUAUUCGUUUUAGGCAACCCUACUUUCCACAUUUUCCCAUCCCUCAAACCAUGUUACUAAACUUUCUUGCGCAAUUUGAUUUCGUGACUUUUAGGCACACCUUGAUGCAAAGCCUUUCUGGAAUAAAAGACUUCACCGGAGCAUUUGCCCAUCCUUCGACUCUAGGGGCACCCACAUCAGAUGAAGAGCGUGAAAUUGUAGGAAGUCAUGUUUAGGUUUGCAAAGGGCAAAGGGUUGGCUUGGGAAACCUCUUCGGCUUGUAAGGAUAAAAGAGAGUCAGACGAUGGCCAGAGCUAUUCUAGGAAUCACUCUAGCAAAGUAGUAAUGAAGAAGGAUAAAGCAUAUGACAAAGCGGCGUUCUGUCAACAUGCUAAAGGAGAGUGGUAUCAGAAUUAAGGCUCAAAAGUCAGAACACCCAAGUUGAUCCAUCCUCAACAAAAACAUGUAUUCAACUCUUUAAAACACAAUGGAGGAGUUCGUGGACCCAUCGCUGUUUGUCAAGACUUUUAACAAGCUUGCUGAGGGCCUUAGCAUGGUGCGCGCUUGGGUCAGUAACCUUCCUUGAGGCCAGUCAGUUGACGAUGUCAGUAUGGUGGUUGUUAGGUCCUUCUUCGAUGUGGUUCUGGGUUGUUUUCUGUUUGUCAUAGGUGCAAUUUAAUCUCCUGUUGGUUGUAUGCGGUCGUAUAGGUUGUCUUAGGUUUAAUUUCUUGUUGGUCGUUGGCUGUCGUAGGUUUAAUUUCCUGUUUUUGUUUUACUAUGUAGUAACAGAAUGCUUCGAACUAUGCUGAUAAAAAAAAAAAAAGAAUGCUUCGAACUAUUGCAGUUCUUGUUCAAUGAAUAAAGUAAUUUUGUGAGUUUUU